CGGCCCGUGUUGUCGUCUGCCAGCGAGUGGGGCCACGCCGGCCGGUCGCGCCGUCACCUGUCAGCGUCGUGUAAACUCGGCGUCGCUCCUCAGGGCACGUGGUCCGCGUCCAGCGCGCCGCGACCGAUCGAACGACAGUCGAUUUCGAUUCGGCCAGGUGACCUCUCUGGCACAAUUCGUGUGUGAUUACCGCCGUGCAACUGCUGCUUAGUUUCCGAUCUUGUGGAUAUUCUCGCGUCGCCGGCGCCAUGCGUGGAUGACCGGCAAGCGCACCCGCAGCUUCAAAUGCGCGGUGCACCACCGGGACCGCGAGGUGUGCAGCGAGAACGACUUCCACGUGCUGGUGCAUGAGCCGCCCGUCUUCCGCAGGAUGGUGCGCAUCAUCGCGGACGAGUUCCUGACGGAGGAGCGGGACCGGAAGUACUACGCCGAUCACUACACGUGCUGCCCGCCGCCCCUCUUCAUCCUGCUCAUCACGCUCAUAGAGCUGGGCUUCUUCACGUACUACUCGGUGGCGAUGGGCGAAGUCAACCCGUCCGGGCCGGUGCCCAUCGACAGCGUGUUCAUCUACCGGCCUGACAAGAGGCUCGAGGUCUGGCGGUUCCUGUUCUACAUGGUGCUGCACGCCGGAUGGCUGCACUUAAUAUUUAACCUCCUCGUGCAAGUUCUUGUCGGCCUGCCAUUAGAGAUGGUUCAUGGAUCCUUGAGGAUAGGGGCAGUAUACAUGGCAGGUGUUCUAGCAGGUUCACUAGGCACAUCAGUGUUCGACCCUGAUGUGUACCUUGUGGGAGCAUCAGGCGGUGUAUAUGCACUGUUAGCAGCUCAUCUUGCCAAUGUCCUCCUGAACUACAAUAACAUGGAGUUCGGAAUUGUUAGAUUAAUUGGAAUAUUUUUUGUUGCAAGUGCUGAUGUUGGAUUUGCUGUUUAUGAUCGUUACGCUGCUGAAACAUUGGCACCACCUGUGUCGUAUGUUGCACACUUAACGGGAGCUCUAGCUGGCCUAACAAUUGGGCUCUUAGUCCUGAAAAACUUUGAGCAGAAACUCCACGAACAGCUUAUGUGGUGGGUGGCGCUCGGUGUGUAUGCGGCAUGCACAUUGUUCGCCAUCCUUUUCAAUGUGUUCAAUCCUAGUUAUCCGUGAGCAGAUGUGACACUCCUGCCCUUUAGAAGUCUCAGGAAUUACUUUAACAGAAAAGAGUUUGACAGUGACAGCUGUGGAAAAAAAAAAAAAAAAAAAAAACUUUGCUUGCGUAGAUGUACCGUGUGCAUCAUUACUGUGGGAAUGGACACUUCAA
Molecule: messenger RNA, 1295 nt
Organism: Schistocerca serialis cubense
Lineage: Eukaryota; Metazoa; Arthropoda; Insecta; Orthoptera; Acrididae
Gene: stet
Product: protein rhomboid
Exons: 8
Coding region: 257-1141 (294 amino acids)
Cellular component (GO): membrane
Molecular function (GO): serine-type endopeptidase activity
Source: RefSeq, a predicted model, not a curated record